Messenger RNA from Guillardia theta CCMP2712, 201 nucleotides. RefSeq lists its product as hypothetical. The transcript is spliced from 2 exons. The coding region runs from base 1 to 201 and encodes 66 amino acids. The record is from RefSeq and is a predicted model, not a curated record. NCBI's taxonomy places the organism in Eukaryota, Cryptophyceae, Pyrenomonadales, Geminigeraceae.
AUGUUGGACGACUGGGUGCCCGCUGGUGACAACUGCGAUCAACCAGACGAGCGGGAGCAUGGGGGGCGCCUCGAGAGCCUGGGAGUGAACGUGGACGGAUGGUGGGGACCAACCAACUACUGGUUCGAUGCUUGCCUCAACAACCGCCCUGGGGACGCGCCCCUGGAUGUGGAUGCGACUCCUCCAGUAGCAUCGAGUUGA